CCCGUAUCUGCUGUGGAGAACGCAACUAUCAUUAAACACUUUGUGUGUUUACUCAACUCGGAGCUCACGGAGGAAUAUUCCAGCAUUGCUCAGCAAGUCUGUGAUCGUAGCACACAGCUCAACAUUCAUCUUCAGCAGGUGAUUUUUGAAGAGAGCACUACACACAAUGUCUGGCGAAGGGGACAGAAAGUCUGUUCUAAAGACCACUAAAGUCCGCACGGCUCUGAAAGGAGACAACAGCUGGAUACAGAGAGGUCAAGAAGCAAAUGAAGAGGAAAAGGAAGAAGUGAAACCAUGGAUCGCUGAGGUGCGAGCGACUCGCUCAAAUGGUGUAUUUGAAGAAACCAGUCCUGUUUCCUCACCCACAACUAAACUUCCUCAGCCCACAAACAACACAGAGAAAGCUAAAGCACCCACUUCUGGAUACCUGAUCAGAGGCGUUUUCACAAAAACUGAAGCCAAGCCGACAUCAUCAUCAUCCAAUGGAUAUGCCGGUGUGAAAACCUUCACCAAAAAGCCAUCUGAUAGUUACAAGCAAAUAGCUCCUCACACGAUUCGAUCCAGCAAUGAAACAACGCUUCAGUCAGAAGCCUCUCUGAAUGAUGAAGAGAUAGAGAAGAGGAAAGAAGCAGCCAGCAGCGUCCUGAAAGGAUCAGCAGCCAGUCGCCGCUCAUACGUACUGUCUGCUGCUAAAAAAUUUGAUGCCCCAGAGAUCCCUCAAACCUCCAGUCAGACGAGUGUCGCUUUUGUUGCUAAAAGGGUUGUGAUCAGUGAUGAUGAAGAUGCAGUCACUUCUCUUCCAUCUAAACCUCAACCAAGAAUUAAACCUGCCUCACUAGUGAAAGAUGUACCACCUGAAACUAAACCAGAACCUAAACCUAUACCCGAACCUACAACACAACUUAAAACCGCAGUUGAAACCAAAACAGCUAUUGAAGCCAAACCCUCAACAACUGGCACUAAAUCUACAACAGAAGUUAAACCAGCGAUUGAAACUAAACCAGUGGCUCAAAUUACGACAACUGGGACUAAAUCUACAACAGAAGUUAAACCAGCAGUUGAAACCAAACCAGUGGCUCAAACUACAACAACUGGGACUAAAUCUACAACAGAAGUUAAACCAGCGAUUGAAACUAAACCAGUGGCUCAAACUACGACAACUGUGACUAAAUCUACAACAGAAGUUAAACCAGCGAUUGAAACUAAACCAGUGGCUCAAAUUACGACAACUGGGACUAAAUCUACAACAGAAGUUAAACCAGCGAUUGAAACUAAACCAGUGGCUCAAACUACGACAACUGACACUAAAUCUACAACAGAAGUUAAAACAGCGGUUGAAACUAAAUAUACAACACAAACUAAAACAACUACCGAGUCUAAACCCACACCAGAAGUUAAACCAGUGGCUCAAACUACAACAACAGAGUCUAAAUCUACAACAGAAGCUAAGCCAGCGCCUGAAACUAAACCAGUGGCUCAAACUACAAUAACUGAGUCUAAAUCUACAACCCAAAUUAAAACAACUACCGAAGUUAGACCUACACCAGAAGUUCAACCGGUGGCUGAAACUAAAUCCGUAACAGAACUUAAAACAACAUUUGAAAGUGCAGCAAAAGUUGAAACAAAACCAGCAGCUGAACUUAAACCAGUGACUCAGACUAAAACAACUACCGAGUCUAAACCCACAUCAGAAGUAAAACCUGUGGCUGAAACGAAAUAUACAAUCCAAACUAAAACAACUACAGAGUCUAAACCCACACCAGAAGUUAAACCGGUGGCUGAAACUAAACCAGUGACUCAAACUACAACAACUGAAUCUAAAUCUACAACACAAAUUAAAACAACUACCGAAAUUAAACCUACACCAGAAGUUAAACCAUUGGCUGAAACUAAAUCUACAACACAAACUAAAACAACAACUGAAGUUAAAAGCACAUCAGCAGCUGAAACUAAAUCUACUAAAACUACACCUCAGAUAAAAGUAACUGAAUCGACCCCAGAGACAAGUCCUGAAAGCCUGACAGCACUUUCUGAUACCCUGAUAUCUUUCAAGACAGAGCCUGCCAGAACUGACCCUAAACAGAGCAGUGGUGUGCAGAAUGAAAAUCUACUAGAUCUCUGGGAGAGUAAACCUGAACUGGAUUUGCUCAGUAAUGACCUGCUUAAAGAUGACAGUCCUCUGCCCAACACCAAACAGACACAGAAAAAUCUAGACCUGCUCAUGGAUGAUACCAUUCCUUUUGAUUCUGGUGCCACCAAAUUCAGUACGGACUACACUUACACCAGAACAUCUCAGGUUGUCAAAGAGUCAAGGGACUUCAACAGCUCUAAUGAUUCAUUUGAUCCAUUUGAGUCCACAAAAAGCAUGUCCACAGAUGCUUUGGUGUCUCUGUCUGAGGACGUCACUCCAAUUAAAACUACAAGGAGGAAUUGGACUGUGAACAUGGAGAGCACAACCAGCACUAAAACAGAAGACCGUUCUGAACAGAAAUUACCAGAAUCUGAAUCCAAGAAGAGCUUCGUCUAUCUUAAAGAAUAUGUAAACAAUUCACAUCUUGAUAACAGCUCUGAGUAUGUGACUUCGGCAACCUCCAGCUACAAUUACAGCAGCCCCAGUUAUUAUUCAAGUCGUGAAGGAAGUCCUUGUACAUACUGUGGAGAAUUGAUGGGAAAUGACAAGAUCACCCUCGAGCACCUGAACAUCUCCUGUCACCCAUACUGCUUUAAGUGUGGUAUUUGCAGUAAACCGAUGGGUGAUUUACUCUACAACAUGUUUCUGCACCGCGGGACCGUUCACUGUGAGAGCUGCUAUUAUAAUGUCCUAUAAGCCAAUCGCAUCCUGGACAAAUGAAUAAAUCCUUCAUUACUAAAGAUGACUUAUAGAUUUGAUCUUCACUGAUACAAGAGCUAAUGUGAGCAUCUAUCAUAUAAAUCAAUCUGGAUCUGCAGAAUGCUUUCAUAUAGUGGGAGGAACUCUUGUUUUUGGGGAUUAAGUUAUUUUCUGCUAUUUUGUUCAUGAACAAGUUUCACUUUGAACAAGUUGAUUGUUGUAUUUAAUAAACAUAAAGCCAUGUUAAAAAUUCAGUAACUCUGAAUAUUGGUCUGUUGUUAUUCAAAUAUGUUUUCUGUGUUGCUAAAUUACAGCAUUCUUAUAAAUAAACACAGUUUUAUUCACUUUUUAUUGUAAUUAUUACAAAAUUGUGCAAUAGAAAAUAUAUAAAUACAUGGCAUUAAAAAUACUGAGGUAAACAAAUGCUUAUAAACUUGAAAUAAACAGUUGCCAGAAUGGGUUAAAAUAUGGACAUAAGU
This is a messenger RNA of Misgurnus anguillicaudatus (oriental weatherfish), 3309 nucleotides long. It is a transcript of the gene znf185, whose product is annotated as zinc finger protein 185 with LIM domain. The record is from RefSeq and is a predicted model, not a curated record. NCBI's taxonomy places the organism in Eukaryota, Metazoa, Chordata, Actinopteri, Cypriniformes, Cobitidae.